This is a messenger RNA of Sordaria macrospora k-hell, 1149 nucleotides long. RefSeq lists its product as uncharacterized. The record is from RefSeq and is a predicted model, not a curated record. Gene Ontology annotation, molecular function: 2-oxoglutarate-dependent dioxygenase activity. Lineage: Eukaryota; Fungi; Ascomycota; Sordariomycetes; Sordariales; Sordariaceae. Gene Ontology annotation, cellular component: cytoplasm.
AUGGCCCCUUCCGCCGUCGAGACCAUCACCGUUCCGGUUCCUGAGGUGAACCCCGCGAAGCUCCAGUCUGCGCACCAUAGAGGCGUCUACAAGGAGCUCGCCCCUGUCGCCUUCGACAAAGAGGCCGAGUUGGCUGGGAAGGAAGGCUUCCAGGCUGCCAAGUAUCCCCAUUACCUCCCCACCUGGAACCCAGAGCAAAAGUAUCCUGCGUUGGAGCCUUUCGAGCACUACGAGCACGGCAAGGAUGCCGACACCUCAUACAAGAACCUCCUCCCAGAGGGCACAACCGUAACUCACCUCACUCCCACCAUUGGCACUGAGGUAAAGGGCAUCCAGCUCAGCGCCUUGACCAGCGCCGGCAAGGACGAGCUUGCUCGGUUCAUCGCGGAGCGCAAGGUUGUCGCCUUCAGACAACAGGAUUUCGCGGAUUUGCCCAUCGAGGAGGCCCUCAAGGUUGGCGAAUACUUUGGUCGUCAUCACAUUCAUCCCACAUCAGGCUCUCCUGAAGGCUUCCCCGAGAUCCACUUGGUCCAUCGUAGCGCCGGUGACAACAGCGUCGACCUCUUCUUCGCCAACCGAACCUCCUCAGUCGCCUGGCACAGCGACGUCUCGUACGAGCAGCAACCCCCUGGAACCACGUUCCUAUACAUCCUCGAGAAGCCCGAGACCGGUGGUGACACCCUCUUCGUCGAUGCCGUGGAGGCCUAUAACCGCCUCAGCCCCCUGUUCCAGGAGCGUCUGCACGGCCUCAAGGCCACCCACUCUGGCAUCGAGCAGGUCAACUCGGCGGCUGCCAGAGGUGGCAUCAAGAGACGUGAACCUGUUGUGAACGAGCAUCCCAUCAUCAGGACACACCCCGCCACAGGCGAGAAGGCGAUCUAUGUCAACCCUCAGUUCACCCGUGAGAUUGUCGGUCUCAAGAAGGAGGAGUCUGAUACCCUUCUGAAGUUCCUAUACGACCAUCUUGCCUAUGGUGCCGACUUCCAAGCCCGCAUCAAGUGGGAGGAGGACACUGUAGUGGUUUGGGAUAACAGAGUUACUCAACACUCCGCCCUCGUGGACUGGAAGGACGGCCAGAGGAGGCAUUUGGCCAGAAUCACCCCCCAGGCUGAGAGGCCGUAUGAGACUCCGUUCCAGGCCAAGGCCUAG